UUUAUCGAUAAUUGUUAUAAAAAAAAUAGUUAAAGUUGCGGAUUUUUUGUGUUUGGCGGUGUGUGCGAAAGAGAGAUGGCAGCGGCAUAUGUUUAGCGUGUCCGGAAAAUGUUUACAGUUAGUCCGCCCCUUGCGUAAUUGAGCCCGCGUUGGUGUUGGUGGCCCCGUGCAUCCGUGUAAAUUGUCGCCGAUCCGGACGGAUUCUGCCGUGUUCAAAUCGAAAUUAUUGCAACGUAAUUGACAUUAGGUGUUAUCUCGACGCCGCCUUUAACUCACGCCCACCGCAUCGGCUAUAGCUACAGGCCCAGAAUCAGCUAGCAUUAUCUUCCGAUCCCGCAAUAACUAGGAAUUGAUAAAUACACCCGCGUGCGUUUGUGUGCGUGUGUAAUUCUGAUGUGCUAAACAGUCCGGCAAAUUCACGGAUCAAAAUAAGCGCUCGAACCGACGACUGUCUGACUGAUCGGCGACUGUAUAUAAUGAUCGUGGCAGAUCUGGCUGGGCAUUAAACCGAAUCGAGUAUCAGAGUCAGUAGCUUAAGUCCUAGGAGUGGAAGUACGAAAGAGCAAGUCAAGCCACAACAAUGGCGCGACAUAUUAUGGCUGUUUGUGUGGUGUGCCUGCUCUGCGCACACCGCCUCCACUGCCAGGAUCACAUCGAGAGUCUGCUAAGUCCGGCGCUGGCAAUGAGCCAGAGCCAGGAGCAGCUCAACGCCCGCGUCUACACGAACCUCAGUCCCUCCAGCGAAACCACCGAUCGGCGACAGCAGCGCUCCGUUUCUGGCGACGACGACACCCCCAAUUACAGCACCAGCCCGCCAUCGAGGAGACAAAAGCGGCACUCCGGCCACGACCAUGGCCACAGCUCCGAGUCCCGUCUCCCGCAGAUCACCCAGUACUAUCUCGAAAAGCUGAUGGUCCAGAACGAGCUGAUGAACAGCAGCGGAUUCGAUGGCCUGCUCCACCAGCUGAGCCUCCACUCGUUGGCCAGUGGGGCAAGUGAAGACACGUGUGUGGCCGCUAGUCGCCUAGUGCAUCAUGUCCAGCCUCACGAUCAUCAUCACAAUCAUGACGAGGAGGAUGAUCACAAAAAGCUUCAGGUGACCAACUGUACACUUAACCAGAAUAGUUCCAACGUCAUAUGUGCUCCACAAAUACAUACGCUAAGCGAGGGGGUUAAAAACUUUACGCUAAGUGAAAAGGACUUGCUUCACCUAUGUCCGAUUCUCCUUUAUGAGCUGAAAGCCCAGAGCGGCGGAUGCAUAGAGUCCGAAGUCUUGACCGAAAUCGACAGUUCGGAAAAGCUGCUGGAGGAGGAAAAGGACAAGGAUAUCUUCUACGUGUGGAUCUAUGCCUUUAUCUCUGUGUUUGCCUGCGGCAUCCUUGGUUUGGUGGGAGUGGCCAUCAUACCGUUUAUGGGUUCGCGGUACUACAAGUACAUCAUCCAGUAUCUGGUGUCGCUGGCCGUGGGUACGAUGACUGGCGAUGCCCUGCUGCACUUGAUGCCUCAUUCCCUGGCAGGCCAGGAUGAACGUGGCAUGAUUAUGAAGGGGCUUGGCUGCCUUGCCGGCAUUAUAUUUUUCUACGUCACGGAGCAUGCGCUCACAAUGAUCUCCGAGUGGCGCAAGAGCGUGGAGAAGAAGGAGACAAAGAAGCCGUCGCGGGCGAAGGUGAUGCGGGAUCCCGACUCGUCGGUGAACAACUCAGUGGCCGGGGACAAGAUCUGCAAGCAGAAGUACAGCUCGUAUCCGUACUGCUACGAUGAGAUCACCAUGAACAACAAGCAGAGCGAGUGGAUGCAUCUGCCGGGCGAUGGAGUAAACUCGGCAGCGGCGGGCGCUGGCGGAGAUGCUGCUUCCGCGUCGGAAGUACGCAACGGUGUGGGCGAUCACGACGGGUCCAGCGACAUGGCCGCUGCUGCCGAAUCGCUGCUCUCAACGCUGCACACGAAUUGCGUGGAGAUGAACCACCAUAAUCAUAACCACAAGCACAAUAGCCACCAGCAGAAAGACGAGGGCAUGGACAACAACACCAUUGUAACCGAUCUGGAUGGAAAUGCGGUGUACGCCUCGAACAGUGCGAAGGAUAAGGACAGCCGUAACGAUCAUGUGACCGUGAUUCUGCGGGAGCAUGAGUCCUCGCAUCACGGCCACAGCCAUCGUCAUGGACACGUCCACUCGCCGCCUGAAACGCUGAGCGCCGUGGCCUGGAUGAUCAUCAUGGGCGAUGGGCUGCACAAUUUUACGGAUGGCAUGGCCAUCGGAGCAGCCUUUGCGGAAAACAUUGCCGGCGGAUUCUCCACUUCGCUGGCUGUCUUCUGUCACGAACUGCCGCACGAGCUGGGCGAUUUUGCCAUUUUGAUGAAAGCCGGCAUGUCAGUGAAGUCGGCCGUCUACUACAACCUGUUGACGGGAGUCCUGAGUUUCAUUGGCAUGAUCUUUGGCAUUGCCUUUGGCCAGUCGCAGGAUGUUGCUCAGUGGAUGUUUGCCGUGGCAGCGGGUCUCUUCAUAUACAUUGCGUUAGUCGAUAUGAUGCCCGAGAUCUCUGCCUCGCACAAAUCUUUGGGACAGUUCCUGCUUCAGAUACUCGGCAUGCUGAGCGGAGUGGGGAUAAUGCUAGUGAUUGCCCUUUACGAGGGCGAUCUGAUGAGCGUGUUUGGCACGUCGGGAACCGCAUCUCACCAGCGCGUGCAUUAAUCACAUAACUGAAAUUGUAACCAACCGCAGCGAAUCUUGUAGCGUAUUAUGUGAAUUGCAGCGAAUCUUGUGUAUUAACUGCAUUUUUCCGCCAGGCCUAUAGGACCUCUUGAAUUAUUAUUUUUUGUAUAAUUUGAUUAGAUUGUUGUUUACCUUAGUCUAUGAAGUUACACAAAACCACAGACACAGCCGGUUGGCGCUUAUCAAACGCAUUUGUUAUCCAGUUUAUGAAACACACAACCUCACAACCACCCACACAAGCGACGCAGUUCAACCUUUCGUUUUAUAUUCGUUCCUAAUUUUGCUACUGAAAUGCGUCCGAAUCGAUUUCACAGCCGAUUAAAUGUAAGAUGUCUUGAAAUUGCUUAGGUUAUAAAGUGAUCUUGAAUUUAGAAGAAACCAAUUGAAAAGCAUGCCGAAAAUGUUGUUCUAAAACGACACACGAAAGAAAAAAUAACAGAAAAUGGGUGGACCUGGAUCCUGAAACCCAUUAAUUACUGAUCUUAUACACUGAAAGCAGAACCUAACAAUUACGAUAUAUAUAUAUAUAUAUAUAUAUAUUGUAGAAUAUGUAAACGUACAUAUAGUUUUUGUAUUUUGUAGUCUAGGGUGCGCACGUUUACUUUAUGCGAGUUUAACAUUCUAAACCCAGAAUUAAGAGAUGUCCACUGUUAUGAUUUCUGACAGUACUUAAUGACUUCAACGCAUAUAAUUUCCACUUAAGGAAACAUUCAAAACCAUUUAAGCUUAAUUUAUUAUCGUAUUUGUAAUGAAUUGAAAGAUUAUUACUCUGCACGCUCAUGCAUAAUUUAGUUAUUCGCUACCCCGUAGCGCCUUCGUUUAAUUAUGAUUUUGUAAUAAACAAAGCUAAAACAAAAGA
Molecule: messenger RNA, 3572 nt
Organism: Drosophila ficusphila
Lineage: Eukaryota; Metazoa; Arthropoda; Insecta; Diptera; Drosophilidae
Gene: foi
Product: zinc transporter foi
Exons: 6
Coding region: 581-2692 (703 amino acids)
Biological process (GO): zinc ion import across plasma membrane; intracellular zinc ion homeostasis
Cellular component (GO): membrane
Molecular function (GO): zinc ion transmembrane transporter activity
Source: RefSeq, a predicted model, not a curated record